Messenger RNA from Carassius auratus (goldfish), 5536 nucleotides. RefSeq names its product FYVE, RhoGEF and PH domain-containing protein 1-like. The record is from RefSeq and is a predicted model, not a curated record. Gene Ontology annotation, cellular component: cytoplasm. The transcript is spliced from 12 exons. Gene Ontology annotation, biological process: filopodium assembly; cytoskeleton organization. NCBI's taxonomy places the organism in Eukaryota, Metazoa, Chordata, Actinopteri, Cypriniformes, Cyprinidae. Bases 33 to 1490 code for a protein of 485 amino acids. Gene Ontology annotation, molecular function: guanyl-nucleotide exchange factor activity; metal ion binding.
GACAUCUGCAGAAACUGGCGCCUUUCCUGAAGAUGUACGGCGAGUAUGUGAAAAACUUUGACCGGGCCAUGGAGCUGGUGAACACCUGGAUGCAGCGCUCCUCUCAGUUCAAAGCCAUCAUUCACAACAUCCAGAAAGAGGAGAUGUGUGGGAAUCUUACCCUACAGCACCACAUGUUGGAGCCAGUGCAGAGGAUCCCUCGCUACGAGCUCCUGCUCAAAGACUAUCUUCAUCGCCUGCCAGAGGACGCAGACGACUUCAAAGACGCUCAGAAAUCUCUGGAGCUGAUCGCCACAGCGGCAGAACAUUCAAACGCUGCCAUCAGGAAAAUGGAGCGCAUGAGAAAGCUGUUGAAAGUGUACGAGUUGCUCGGUGGGGAAGAGGACAUUGUUAACCCGACUAAUGAGCUCAUCAAAGAGGGACACAUCCUGAAACUGUCAGCCAAAAAUGGGACAUCACAGGAUAGAUACCUCAUUCUGUUCAAUGACAGGUUGUUGUACUGUGUCCCCAAACUGAGGCUGAUAGGACAGAAGUUUGGAGUGCGAGCGCGGAUUGAUGUAGACGGGAUGGAGCUGAAGGAGACCAGCAGCAUGAAUGUACCGCGAACAUUUCUGGUUUCGGGAAAACAGCGUUCACUGGAACUGCAAGCAAGGACGGAAGAGGAGAAGAGAGAUUGGAUUCAGGCGAUCCAGACCACUAUACAGAGACAUGAACAGACGCUGGAGACCUUCCGGAUGCACAACUGCUCGUUUCGGGAGGAGGACUUCACUCCUCCAAACUCUCCGAAUUGCUCAGAGCUUGGAAAGCGAGCGCCCACGCCGAUCCGGGAGAAAGAGGUAACGCUGUGCAUGAAGUGUCAGGAGCCUUUCAACUCGAUUACUAAAAGACGGCAUCACUGCAAAGCCUGUGGACAUGUGGUGUGUGGAAAGUGUUCGGAGUUCCGUGCCCGUCUGUUGUACGAUAACAACCGAGCCAACCGUGUGUGUAUAGACUGCUACACCAUGCUAGUGGGAGUGCCACCCUCUCCGGCCAGUCUGAGCAACAGCGCACUGAGACGCCGCUCCAUUCUAGAGAAACAGGCCUCGGUGGCAGCUGAGAACAGUGUGUUGUGUAGUUUCCUGCAUCAUAUGGAGAAGGGAAGUGGACGUGGAUGGCAGAAGGCUUGGUUUGUUAUUCCUGACAAUGAACCACUGGUGCUGUACAUCUAUGGUGCUCCACAGGAUGUCAAAGCCCAGCGCAGUAUUCCUCUCAUCGGGUUCGAGGUGUCUCUACCCGAAUCAAGUGACCGUCUAGAAAGACGCAACGCCUUCAAAAUGAGCCAGAGUCAUUUGACCGUGUACUUCAGUGCCGACUGUGAGGAACUGCAGCGGCGUUGGAUGGAGGUCUUAUCAAGAGCCGGCAGGGGUGAGGAGCUGCAGUCAAACGGUCCGAUAUCCGAGGCCCUCGAGGAAGAAGGGGAGGAGCCAGUACCUACGGGAGAAAGCACAUGAUUGGCUGAAAAUAUGAUAUCAUUUUGCACACACAAGCUGUACAAAUGUGACCACAGUGACAGGAUAUAAUAGACAAACACACACACACACACACAUAUACCUUCUCUCUUACACACAUCUUUAUUAAUUGUCAGUUCUAAAUUGCAUGAAAUAUCUACAGGUAUUUUUCUCUGUGUAUUGCUCAUCUUGUGUGAGUAACCAGUGUUUGGAACAAUCUGACAAAAGUGUGCACACUUCAAAGAUGACUUAUCAGAGGACACUUGAUUACGUCCAUCAACUCUUUCAGCCGCUAGAAGUUUCUUUGUUAAAUCGACAGUUUCUGCCAAAUCUCAAGGUGUUGUGAAGUGGUUUCUCGACCGAGGUUAUGGUUUAGGAAAAGUGAGAUGGUUCUAUGGUUUGCUGGCUGUGCGUGAACGUUUGGUCUGGUUUCAUGAAAUGUUUAGGUGACUUAGAAGAGAUUCUACAGUAAAAUACCCUAGUUUACAUAACCAGAAGCUGGAGGGAAUUUUGUUGAUUUUAAAUCUGCUAUGAAGAAUGAAUCUUGCCAAUAUUAAUGGCAAUAAUCUGCUUGGUACCCUGGAUUUCUCAUUUCGAUGACGUUAAACAUUGGCUAUUGCAUUUAGUAGUGAAUUGUGACAGGACUGGCCACAUGAACCGUUGUUCAGCUAUGCAAGCCUGUGUACAUGUGUGGUAAUCAGGAACUGCUGGAACAUGGCAGGAAUAUUUAUUAAGCGGGUUUUAACCACUCACAACGACAGAAAUAUGUGCUUCCUGUUGACUUCACGGUCCUUCAGGUCAGAAAACACCAACAAAUUUACUCUGCCACCUAGUGGACGCUCAUCACAGCGUGCGCACGUUCUAGGAGUGAAUGUCAGGGAACAUGUCAAGAAACUAAGUUAGAAACUUUUGCAUAUAAAGUAAAUUAAUCUUGAUUUAAUGACCGUUAAGAUUUUUGUUGCACUGUGACAUGGUUUAAUAGUAAAAAUCUCAUUACUAUAAGUUGAAAUAAAAUUUAUAUUAUUUAAAUUUUAAAAUACAUAUUUAUAAAGUGUAGUAUUAUUUGAUGUAUUGUCUUUAAUUUAUGCCGGUAAAAAAAAAAAAAAACCUUGCAGUAAUGAGAAUCUGUUAAGAACUAUUGAGAAAAACAUAAAAACAAAACAUCUUAAUAUGUCACAAUGUAAAAAAUAAAAACUUAAUGGUGCUUUGGGGGUGAAAUGUGUUGAAGCUGGUUUCUGCCAUGGGGUAAAAAUAAGAUAAUUGUGACUUAUCUCAAAGUUCUGAAUUUUUUCUUGCAAUUCUUAGUUUAUAUCUCACAGUUCUGGCUUUAACUCAUAAUUACAAUAUGUAAAUUCAAAAUUCUGAGAAAAAAUUAGAAUUGUGAGAUAUAGACUCACAAUUGCAACAAAAGUCAGAUUUAUGGGACAAAUAAAAAAAAUAAUAAUUAUGAAAUAAAAGAUUUGCCAUUACAUUUUAAUUUCUUUAUUCUAUGGCAGAAUCAGACUCUCCUACAAUGUGACCUGGACAUGUUUUUGUGAGAUUCACACCUAGGACUGUCCCUUUUGUUCAGACUGUACGGAAAAACCAUUCAGAGGAGGAAAACGUGUAAUAGGAACGUUUCAAUUAAGGGACUGGACAGGGCUGUCCCUACAGUAUAAAAGAGAGUGAGUGUGCAUCAGUGAUUCUGAAUGCAGUAGUGUUAUUGCAUUUGAUAAGAAUGCAGAUAAUAUGCUGAUUUACGGUCAUGAGGGUGUGUUUGAAUCGGGCUAGUUUUUAUCAUUGUAAGCUCAAUGAUAUCCCUGCCUUAUUUAGAGGGGGUUUUGAUAAAUGUAGUAUAUAUAUAUAUAAAUAAAAAAAGGUAAAAGUUUUGAUGAGGAUAUCAAACGUUUUCAACCGUGUUGUAUUUGUGUAUGAAAAGUGCAAAAUAUUAAAGGACAAAUUCAUUUGUAAAUAUAACUUAUUCCUCUGAGCCCAGUUUUGUGGGUUAGGUAUUGUCGAUGAGCUUCGGUGUUUGAUCUCUGUUAUGUGCCGUUUUAAAUGGACUUCUGAGCAUUGUGGUAAAUUCCAGGUCAAGAAAAGCUUAAGAUAAGACCACAUUUUUUUUUUUUUUUUUUUUACAGAGGUUGAUAUUCAGUGUUUUAGGUAGAGCUUCAUUUUCAUUUCCUCUUUUGAAUCCAGUUAUUUGUCAAUGUGAACGCCUGAUGACUCACUAAGAACUUUUUUGUGUUUGAUAUUGCUUUAAUCUUGCUCUUUGUUGUCAAAGACAUCGCUCAAGAAAGUGAAGGUGAAUCAGUCGGUGUGUUUUCCCAGUCCACCAGCCUCCAGCCUGUCUGUGUUUUCCUUCCUCAGAGGUUUUUGGACUGUUGAUGGCGUGGCUUUGGGACAGGGCUGUGUGUGUGUUCACUUCCAUAUGUUUACGACUUGUACUGGUCAUUCCCAGAUCCUCAGUUGAGCCUGCCAGUCACUCACGCUGACACACACUUUCAUCUUCCUGCUUCUCUCAGUAUAAUUGUUCUUGAUAUCCUGCCUUACUGAUAUUUUGCAAUCUUGUGCUUAUCUACACAUUGUUUUCCACAAUUGCCUUUUGCCAGAGUAUAAUGUGUACUAGAAAUUGAAAUGUUUAUCACAUAUUUUGUUUCUUUACCUUUCUUUUUUGUUUAAUGCUAAUAUUUAUUGUUUCUUUUUUUUACUCGAGGUAGUAAACUUUGCAAUGAACCAAAAGAUGAACACUACCGAAAUACAAAGGAAAAACGCUAUUUGUUAACAUUUGGGAGAAUUUAAGUUUCUGUGUGCUCUUAAGUAUGUUUUAGUCCCACAAUAAUUGGAAGGUAAUGCAUGAAAUUAGAUUUGUAAAUUUUUAUGGUUUCUAUUUUUCAUCACUUGGGCCACAAAAUUUAUUUGUAGACUAUUUUUUAAGGGAUUUAUUUCUCUGAAAUCUCACAAAAACUACAUUUUUAAAGAAGAUGUCGAUGAGGUACACUGUAGUUAAUUUUAGUAAGGAUAUCUGAACAACUGUGCAUCUGACAUUAAGAGUCAUAUACAGAAACAGAGGUGCUAUUUUAUCGUUUGAUCAAGGGAAUAGCUUUGUGUUUAUAAAUAUAUGAUAUAAUGGGAUCAGGAAUUCAGUUUUCCUGCAUAAUUACAUGAACAGGCUAUAAAAUGAGUGUGGUAUUCUGUGUGGCAAGAAUCAUCUGGGAGAAACCAUUACAUCCCUGUGGUGCAGAACAGAGAAUUAAAUUACAUUGUAUAUAUUGCAUACCAAAAGAUUCCAUGAACCGCAUGGUUUGAGGAUGAUGAUGUAAUCUGUUCCUACACCUGGAUUUUUGACUUGAGUGUUCUGAAUCUUGUUCACUUUUAUAACCUAGUUCUAUUGCACCAAAACAUUUUGCCAUGAGGAUGAUUACUUUGUUACACACCAAACAUUGAAACCCUAUUUAUUAUAAACCAGGGUUUGGUCAAGCAGUUUUUUAUAUGGAAUCUAAAGAAAGAAAUGUGGAGGCACGGACAGCUGUUUGGCUCAUAGAUAUUAAUGAUUACCUUUCUAGAGAUGAUCAACCAUUUCUUCUCCUCUGCUCUCUGGCAUCCUCACAGAAUGAGCGCCUCCUGUCUUGUUUCUCUCUCUUUUUUUUGCUGACUCUUCAGGUGAUGUAGCCUACAUCUGCAACAAAUCAGCACAAAGGGAUUUGUAAAACAUUGCCAGACAGCCCUAUCUUCUCAAGGACGGUUCACAUGUGUUAUUGUGCUCAGAAACACUCUCUCAGACAAACAAGAAACAGCUGUAUUACUAGCUUUGAUAUGUUUGAUUCUUCAAGCCCAUUAGCCGAACCGUCACAAUAUAUGGCACAAGUAUACAUGCUAUUGUUUUUCCUCAAGAAACCUGGUUUAUUGUACACAUAAUGGGUAUUACUGUUAUUUUAAGUACUAUUAGAAUUAUUAUUGUUGAUUAAAUUAGUGGCAGGCCACUGGGUACCAUUGUAUGUUAAUAUCCCAAUGAAAUCUGUGCAAGAUCAUGAAAAUGUUUAUGAAAUAAAGUAAUAAAAGAACAAAAA